AUGGAUGUAAAAAAUGUCUUCCUUAAUGGCAAUCUCAGUGAGGAAGUCUAUAUGAAGCCACCUCCUGGCCUUUCUUCUCCUCCGAACAAGGAUCUUGGCACUCUCAGCUAUUUUCUUGGUCUUGAGAUUUCUUCUUCUUCUGAUGGUUACUAUUUGACACAUGCCAAUUAUAUCUCUGAUAUGCUUUCACAGGCCAAUCUCACAAACUGUAAGACCAUCGACAUGCCGACUGAGCUCAAUGUUCGUCUUAAUCUACAUGAUGCCGAGCCUCUUCGUGAUUUCACUCUCUAUCGAUAUUUGGUUGGCAGCCUUGUCUAUCUUACUGUUACUAGGCCUGAUAUCUCAUAUGUUGUCCAUCAGGUGAGUCAGUUUAUAGCUGCUCCCUGCUCUACUCACUUUUCUGCCAUUCUUCUCAUCCUUCGUUAUCUCAAGGGGACAUUAUUUCAAUGGCUCCACUUCUCCUCUCAGUCCCCUCUUCAAUUACAUGCUUAUACUGAUGCGGAUUGGGCAGGUGAUCCUACAGACCGUCGCUCCACCACUGGUUAUUGUUUCCUACUUGGCACCUCUCUUAUUUCUUGGCACAGUAAGAAACAGUUUGUUGCUGCUCUCUCUAACACCGAUGCAGAAUAUCGUACUUUAGCUGACACCUCCUCGGAGCUCCUUUGGUUGCGAUGGCUUCUACAAGAUAUAGGUGUCUCUUUCUCCUCAGCUACUCCUAUCUACUAUGACAACAUAAGUGCUAUUCAGAUUGCCUAUAAUGAUGUUUAUCAUGAACGGACCAAACAUAUUGAGAUUGAUUGUCACUUUGUCUGUCAUCAUCUCCUUCAAGGCUCUCUACAACUUCAUUCUAUUAUGUCUCAUGAUCAAUUCGCGGACCUCUUCACAAAGUCUCAUCCUCCAGGGCGAUUCCGCAAUCUUGUGUCCAACCUCAAGAUGGUCUUUCGCACUCCACCUUGA
Molecule: messenger RNA, 957 nt
Organism: Alnus glutinosa
Lineage: Eukaryota; Viridiplantae; Streptophyta; Magnoliopsida; Fagales; Betulaceae
Exons: 2
Coding region: 1-957 (318 amino acids)
Source: RefSeq, a predicted model, not a curated record